GAGAUCUCAAGUGGUCAUAUGACAGUCCCGUGACUUGAUGCGGAAGUAAUGCAAAACAAGGAACAAUCUUUGGCGUCGGCCAUCUACUCAACAAUGGACGGAUCCAUCAGCGCUUCGUCGGGCAACACGGAAGGACCCCCGUUUCAUUUUAGAACGAAUGAAGGCUCCUUGGUUUCAGCCCUCAAGACAUUGCUGUUCUUCACCAUACUUAUGGUCACGCUACCGAUUGGUUUGUACUUCGCUUCAAAGGCUUACAUUUUCGAAGGCUCAAUGAAGAUGUCAAAUUCAGACAGCUACUUCUAUGCCGCCAUCGUCGCCGUGCUGGCCGUGCACGUGGUCUUGGCCUUGUUUGUUUACGUGGCCUGGAACGAAGGCACGCCCAAAGGGAAGGGCAAAUACGAUUAAGUAUGAUCGACGGUGACCAACAAACCUUUCGAAGGGAUCUUCAGAGCGGCCCCUCCAGCACCACGAGCUCUACCCCGGCUCAACACCUAUCAUUUAAUGAGAAAGUUCUGGUGUGCGUCGGCCUUGAACUUACUAAAUGGAGCCUGUUGAACGUGCCGUUCUUGUGAAGACCCCUUUUGACUUCUUCUGUUAAAAGAGGGCAGCUUUUAAAAUGUGUUUUUUUCCUCAUUUGUCUUAACAGUCACAAGUCCGACAUGUGGUAAAACAUCUUCCAUUCUGCUUUGUUGUGUACGUCACUGAGCCGUUUGAUUCCCAAACUGUUGAACCAUCGCAAACAAUUUCAAUCCCGAGUUCGUGACGCAUACUUGCUCAAUACUUGGUUGAGUUCAAAUAAGUAAUACACAAGUGAGGAAUUUCAGUUGUCUUAUUUUGUCACGAUGUUUUAGCGUUGCAUUUUUGUUCCUUUUCAGAGAAGUGUCUUGAUGCUACGAUCGUCGAAUUGUCCAGCACUUCCGUGCGGCUGUUAUUUUGUGAUGUCAGUGUGAAAUAGAUCGGCGAUCUGGUUGAAUAAAUGUGUGAAGUCG
Messenger RNA from Hippocampus zosterae (dwarf seahorse), 989 nucleotides. It is a transcript of the gene vma21, whose product is annotated as vacuolar ATPase assembly factor VMA21. Lineage: Eukaryota; Metazoa; Chordata; Actinopteri; Syngnathiformes; Syngnathidae. The transcript is spliced from 3 exons. Gene Ontology annotation, biological process: vacuolar proton-transporting V-type ATPase complex assembly. Gene Ontology annotation, cellular component: endoplasmic reticulum membrane. Bases 49 to 405 code for a protein of 118 amino acids. The record is from RefSeq and is a predicted model, not a curated record.